UCAAAAGGACGGCCCUUUUCCUUUAUCCAAUGAAAAUGAGCCGCGGCUGACACCUGGCUAUAAACUCAGGAAGGAUCCCAACAAGUCCUUAAUCAGAAUCUUUUUCUCUUCCUAAAAAACAGAAGCCCAGCGAGAGGAGCACCAGCGGCACACGGCGCAAUGACUUCCAGCAAGAUCGAGAUCCCCGGAGAGGUGAAGAGCGACCCCGCUGCUCUCAUGGCAUCCCUCCAGCUGAUGCCCUCCCCGGUGCCCAACCCCGAGAUCAAGUACACCAAGAUAUUCAUUAACAACGAGUGGCAUGAUUCAGUCAGUGGGAAGGUGUUUCCAACAUACAAUCCAGCGACAGGAGAGCAAAUCUGUGAGGUCCAGGAAGCAGAUAAGGCUGAUGUAGAGAAAGCAGUUCAAGCAGCUCGCCUCGCAUUUUCCUUGGGUUCAGUUUGGAGAAAAAUGGACGCUUCUGAGAGAGGCAGACUUCUGGCCAAACUGGCCGACCUGGUGGAGAGGGACAGCAUCUAUCUAGCCACCCUUGAGACUCUGAACAGUGGGAAGCCCUUCCUUCCCACUCUAUUUGUUGACCUUCAAGGAACUAUUAAGACACUCCGGUACUUUGCGGGAUAUGCAGACAAAAUUCACGGCACAUCAAUUCCAAUGGAUGGUGAAUACCUCACAUUCACCAGAUAUGAGCCCAUUGGAGUGUGUGGACAAAUUAUUCCUUGGAACUUUCCUCUAAUGAUGACAGCGUGGAAGCUGGGCCCAGCUCUGGCCUGUGGGAACACAGUGGUCCUGAAACCUGCUGAGCAAACUCCACUCACCUGCCUCUACAUCGCAGCCCUGGUCAAAGAGGCUGGGUUUCCUCCGGGAGUCGUCAAUAUUUUGCCAGGAUUUGGGCCAACUGCAGGCGCUGCGAUUGCUUCACACAUGGGCAUAGACAAAGUGGCUUUUACAGGAUCAACCAAGGUCGGCAAGUUGAUCCAAGAAGCAGCUGGGAAAAGUAACCUGAAGAGAGUGACGCUGGAGCUGGGAGGGAAGAAUCCCAACAUCAUAUUUGCAGAUGCUGAUUUGGAUUUAGCCAUAGAACAAGCCCACCAAGGAGUCUUCUUCAACGCAGGACAGUGCUGCACGGCUGGCUCUCGCAUCUUUGUGGAAGAGCCCAUAUACGAAGAGUUUGUGCGCCGGAGUGUCGAAAGGGCCAAGAGGAGGACAGUAGGCAGCCCAUUCGACCCAACCACUGAGCAGGGCCCUCAGAUCAGCCGCGAGCAGCAGAACCGUGUGUUGGAAUACAUCCAGAGUGGGAUCAGUGAAGGUGCUAAACUGGAGUGUGGAGGAAAAGCCCUUGGUGUAAAAGGAUUCUUCAUCGAGCCAACUGUUUUCUCUAAUGUCAGGGACGAUAUGCGCAUUGCUAAAGAGGAGAUUUUCGGACCAGUGCAGCAGAUCAUGAAGUUCAAGACCAUUGAAGAGGUCAUAGAACGAGCAAACAAUACAGAUUAUGGUUUAACUAGUGCUGUAUUCACCACUGACAUCAACAAGGCCUUGACUAUAUCUACUGCCAUGCAGGCUGGCACUGUCUGGAUAAACUGUUUUAAUGCUUUGAGCACACAGUGUCCUUUUGGAGGAUAUAAAAUGUCUGGUAAUGGGCGUGAAUUGGGAGAGUGUGGUCUAAAGGAGUACUCAGAAGUGAAGACCAUUACAAUGAAAAUGGUAGCCAAGAACUCUUAAGUGAACCUAACAUUUAUGUAGAGGGAGGUAGCAUCAACCCAAGUCACUGCUGGUCCUCUGGUGCUGCAUUAACUACCUGUGUCUGUAACCACCCCGCUGCUGCCUUCUAAAAAACAACUAUACAACUAAACCCGACCACUUCCUUUCUUGAAUCAUUUUAGACUGGCACCCAGAGAGCUAGCCAAUGUAUAUACCUCCACCACUAACUGCUACACUAAAGCACUCACAGUGAUAUCGCAGGAGAAGAUCGAAAACCCCUGGUCAACCUGCAAACGGCCAUAGUCCCACCUCUGCUGAUGCUGGAAGCUCAAAAACUCAGUCACCGCACUUGCUAUCAGCCCUUUACUAGCAACUUGUCAUGAAGCCUUGUUCUUGUAGUGAGUGGAAUGUGAUAGUUUGGAAAAAGAAAAUGGAGAAAAAAAAUGUUUUGGCUCAUUCAAGACCACUGUCACAGAUAUGAAUGAAAAAUUUAUUUUACUCCUGUCUAUUGUUUAUAUUUUAGCCUGUAUGACUUAACACUGUAUGUUGACCUGUUAAAAUUUUUAACCUCUCUUUAAGACAUUUUACUCUUAAAGCUAAAAGAAGAGUAGAAGACAUUAUGUAACUGAUUUUGUCAUUGAUGUUCAUCUAUGUUAUGUUUAUAUGAUUAUAUGCCAUAAAAUUAUAAGAUUUCAAGAUG
This is a messenger RNA of Periophthalmus magnuspinnatus, 2395 nucleotides long. RefSeq names its product aldehyde dehydrogenase 1 family, member A2 (gene aldh1a2). The coding region runs from base 160 to 1716 and encodes 518 amino acids. Gene Ontology annotation, molecular function: aldehyde dehydrogenase (NAD+) activity. The record is from RefSeq and is a predicted model, not a curated record. The transcript has 13 exons. Lineage: Eukaryota; Metazoa; Chordata; Actinopteri; Gobiiformes; Gobiidae.